Messenger RNA from Vespa crabro (European hornet), 2363 nucleotides. RefSeq names its product DNA methyltransferase 1-associated protein 1 (gene DMAP1). The transcript is spliced from 5 exons. Gene Ontology annotation, cellular component: NuA4 histone acetyltransferase complex; nucleus; Swr1 complex. The record is from RefSeq and is a predicted model, not a curated record. Bases 912 to 2201 code for a protein of 429 amino acids. Gene Ontology annotation, biological process: DNA repair; negative regulation of transcription by RNA polymerase II; chromatin remodeling. Lineage: Eukaryota; Metazoa; Arthropoda; Insecta; Hymenoptera; Vespidae. Gene Ontology annotation, molecular function: transcription corepressor activity.
AUUUCAAUUUAACGUAUCCGUGAACUGUAACAGAUUAUGUAAUAAUUGUAUGUGAGAAAUGCUUUGUAACAUGUAUGUGCAUGAGUAUUACGCAUGCGUAUAUAUGUAUACAAGAUAUGUAUGCGUAUAUAUGUAUAUAUGUCGAAAAUCAGCGAGGAUCAAAGUGGGUCGAAGUUACCUUGACCUACCUUAACGAUUACAAUAGGUACGAUUAUUUGAAAUUAAAUCUAAACUAAUACGUAUUAACUAAUCUAUUAAAUUAAAGAGAGAGAGAGAGAGAGAGAGAGAGAGAGAGAGAGAGAGAGAGAGAGAGUUGUUCCAAGUUCGUGAUUUUUGGCGAUAGUAUUACGAAAACGUUUCUAAAAUAAGUUCGUGUCGUGUAUACGAAAUUAAUAAAAUGUUCUUUUGACAUUAAAACUAUGUACGUAUAUACAUGAUUAUAUAAAUUUAGAAAAUAAAUAAGAUAAAAAAAUAACUUUUAUAAAUAUAUAUAUAUAUAUAUAUGUAUAUGUAUAUGCAAAUAUUUUUAUUAAAUAAUCAGUAGAAAGGAUUAUAUUAGACCCAUAAAGAGUUUCGAAAAUACAAAUGUAAUAAAUAUUGAGAAAAAAUUACAGUUAUAUCUAAGAGGUGGCGCUGCUGUAGUCGAAACAUUUCAGCGUCAUGUCAAACUAUCGUGUCAUCGAUAGAGCUGCAUGUUUUGAACAUAUUUUUUAUGUGUAAACAGUGAUCAAUUUAUUUCCCAUAUGAUUUAACGUUUGUUUUAUCAUCGAUAGAAAUGUAUUUUUGACGAGGACUUUAAUUUGAGUCCUAAAAAAUGAUAUUUUUUUCGACGAUGCGAUUGUUUAUAACGUCUGUAACAUAACCUCAAUUUCGUUGAUUUUGAAAAUUAAGAGUUAAAUUGAAACGACAAAAUGUCAGAUGUACGUGAUAUAUUGGAUAUCGAAGUUCCAACUACUACGGAACUUACGAAAGAAUCUAUUUUGGGAAGUGAUAAAAAGAAUAAAAAGAAAUAUGAGUAUAAGGUACCCAAACGUCCAGAGGGUAUGCACAGAGAGGUGUUCGCUUUAUUGUGCAAGGAUAACAAUGACGUACCACCAUUAUUUCCAACCGAUACGGCUAAGGGAUAUAAACAAGUUAGAGCUAAGUUAGGUAUGAAAAAGGUAAGACCAUGGAAAUGGACUCCAUUUACUAAUCCAGCUAGAACUGAUGGUGCUGUUUUCCAUCAUUGGAGACGAGUUGCUGAUGCAGGAAAGGAAUAUCCUUUUGCUAAGUUUAAUAAAAAGGUACCCAUACCAACGUACACAAAUGCAGAAUAUGUUCAACAUUUAGUUACUAAUGGUUGGACUCGAGCAGAGACAGAUCAUUUGUUUGAUUUAUGUAGAAGAUUUGAUCUUAGAUUUAUUAUAAUUAAAGAUAGAUGGGAUAGAGCCAAAUUUCCUGCCAGAACUGUUGAAGAAUUGAAAGAAAGAUAUUACCAAGUUUGCGCAGCCUUGACUAAAGCAAAAUCUCAUACAGAUAGAGUUUACUCUUUUGAUGCAGAACAUGAGAAACGUAGAAAAGAACAACUAAAGAAAUUGUUCGAACGGACUCCGGAACAAGUGGAAGAAGAACAGACUUUAUUAGCUGAAUUGCGUAAGAUAGAACAAAGAAAGAAGGAAAGGGAUAGAAAAACUCAAGAUUUGCAAAAACUUAUAACAGCAGCAGAUCAUCAAGCAGAUCCUAGAAAAAGCGAAAGAAAACCUUCCAAAAAGAGUAGUAAUUCUUCUAGAAACAGACCAAAUAAAACCGAUGCUUCUCAUGCUGUAGAAUCUGCCGGUAUUAAGUUCCCUGACUUCAAAAACAGUGGAGUUUCAUUGAGAUCGCAAAGAAUCAAAUUGCCAAGUAGUCUUGGUCAAAAAAAAAUGAAAGGCAUCGAACAAAUGUUAAACGAAUUAAGCAUAGAAUUAAAUCCUCCACCUACGGAACAAAUAUGUCAACAAUUUAAUGAAUUAAGAAGCGAUAUAGUGCUUCAUUAUGAAUUACGAAGUGCUUUAUCUACCUGCGAUUAUGAAUUACAAUCGUUAAGACAUCAGUACGAAGCCCUUGCACCAGGAAAAACUCUGACAAUACCACCAGCCCUAUUACCAAAAACAGAACCCGAUGUAAAAGGAGACAUAAUAGACGUUGUAGGAUCACCGAGUAUGCCAAAUGUAAAUCAUUAAGCAUUAAUUAACUAAGCAUUGUAAAUAUCAUAUUAUCUAAAUCAAUCGAUUUGUAUAUAAUUAUGCGAAAUAAUUAAUCCAUUGGCUUUUGAAAUAUUUCUUCUAUUCUGUAAGGUUUCUACUUUCUGUGAAACAAAUAAAAACGAGUGAACAAAAUUAAAA